Molecule: messenger RNA, 942 nt
Organism: Durio zibethinus
Lineage: Eukaryota; Viridiplantae; Streptophyta; Magnoliopsida; Malvales; Malvaceae
Source: RefSeq, a predicted model, not a curated record
AUGGAUGCCAGGCUUCUCGAAGCAAUUGCAGGAAACGAUGCUUUGGCUUUUACCCAUUUGGUUCGAGAGAAUGAAACCAUUCUUGAACAAACAACUGCCAACGGACUGAACACAGCUUUACACCUUGCUUUGAAGUUUGGAAGCAACAAUUUGGUGAUGGAAAUCAUUAAGUUACGACUAAGUUUGGUGGCAACAUUGAAGAGUAAUGGGCAUCUGAAUGUGGUAAAGGUGCUUUUGAAUCAACCCUGGUUGGAAGGAUUAGAAGAUGAUGCUGAUCUAACUACUGCUCAUGAGGCUGCAUCAAAAGGGCAAAUUGAAAUAUUGAGGGAGAUAAUAAAUAUCUACCUGGAAUUGGGGCGAAAGGUUGACAGAAAUGGACGUUCAGCUCUGCACUCUGCUUGCAGUAAAGGGCGGUUGGAUAUAACCAAAAUGCUUCUGCAGUAUGAUCUGGACCUUGCUUUUCAGUUCGAUAACAAUGGUUAUACACCAUUGCACUUGGCACCAAUGAAUGGUGAUACUGGAAUUCUUAAAGCAUUUAUGUCAAUCCGUUCAAUGUCUCACACAAGAUGGAGAUACUGUAUUUCAUCUUACAGCAAGCUGGCAGACUACAUCGUGUACAAAGCAAAUGUGGAUGUCAAUUAUCGAAACUAUAGGGGACAUACAAUGCUUGAUAUCCUCAAUGAAGCUGGAUGCACUUCAGAAAUUCAGCUUUUGAAAGAGAAGAUAAAAAGAGCAUGUGGUAGGACAGGUAUAGCACUUCUUCAAAGACAAAGGGGAACUCUUGGAGCAGCUUUCGCCGGUGUAAUUGUGAUGCUGGUUGAACACUGGUUACGGAGGCUGAAGUGGAUAAAAGAACGAAAGAGAGACCUCAGAAGGGAAAGGAUAGCUUCCUUUAAUUCAGACAUGGAGAGUUGCUACCACCGAGUUUAUCAUUCAUUUUGA